Molecule: messenger RNA, 237 nt
Organism: Opisthorchis viverrini
Lineage: Eukaryota; Metazoa; Platyhelminthes; Trematoda; Opisthorchiida; Opisthorchiidae
Exons: 1
Coding region: 1-237 (78 amino acids)
Source: RefSeq, a predicted model, not a curated record
AUGCUAAUUUCAACUAUCCAACGGGCCAGCUAUUCAAGGAUCCUGAACAAACGUGCCCCAUGUCUGGUGGACAACGACCUGUUAGCUCGGAUGCUCCGGAAACAGUACAUCCGAUCACAACGCGACCGGGGUUCCGGUCCCGUACCUACCCAACCGCACCAGGCUGGCAAGUUUCCACAUGAGGCGCGUGGGGGCCGAACAAAACUGACGCGCACGGUUGGCGGUCUCGUCGACUAG